Exophiala dermatitidis NIH/UT8656 is the source of this 2598-nucleotide messenger RNA. Its product is annotated as eukaryotic translation initiation factor 3 subunit C. Gene Ontology annotation, cellular component: eukaryotic translation initiation factor 3 complex. The coding region runs from base 1 to 2598 and encodes 865 amino acids. Gene Ontology annotation, molecular function: RNA binding; translation initiation factor activity; translation initiation factor binding. The transcript is spliced from 2 exons. The record is from RefSeq and is a predicted model, not a curated record. Gene Ontology annotation, biological process: translational initiation. NCBI's taxonomy places the organism in Eukaryota, Fungi, Ascomycota, Eurotiomycetes, Chaetothyriales, Herpotrichiellaceae.
AUGUCUUCGCGAUUUUUCCACGGCGGAGAUUCGGACAGCGAGAGCAGCUCCUCCGAGGAGGAAGAACUCUACACCCGCAGCGACGAAUCCGAAGAAUCAUCCGAAGAGGAAAGCGAGGAGGAGGAAUCCGAGGAGUCUGAGGAAGAGUCCUCCGAAGAUGAGGGUCGUGGAGGCGCCAGCCGUUUCUUGAAGCCUUCGGCAGGACUAGGUGGAGAUGAGACAGAUGAGAGCGAAGAUGAGGACCGAGAAAGAGUAGUCAAGAGUGCGAAGGACAAGAGACUGGAGGAGUUGGAAGGCACCAUCAAGUUGAUUGAAAAUGCCACCAAGAUCAAUGACUGGGCGGUCAUUUCUUCAGAAUUCGACAAGAUGAACCGGCAGGUGGCCAAGGUGACCCAGCAGGGCGGCACCCCCAAGAUUUACAUCAAGGCGAUUGCCGACCUGGAGGAUCUGAUCAACGAGACGAACGACAAGCAGAAGACUGGCGGCAAGAAGAUGAACCCCAUCAUCGCCAAAGGCUUCAAUGCUAUGAAGCAGAAGAUCCGCAAGAACAACAAGGACUACGUGACCGAAAUUGAGAAAUACCGCCAGGACAAGGAUGCGUUCAUGGAGUCUGACGAAGAAGAGGCCCCGGAGGUCGAACAGAAGACUCGCAAAAACAAGGAGCAACGGUUAGACGCACUUGAGGCGGCCAUCGAUGAAGAAGGCUUCGCGACCGUUGGCAGAGGCGGCAAGGCACUUGUCUACACACCGGAGAGUAUUCUAAAGCACCUGCGGGCCAUCAUUGAGUCCCGAGGAAAGAAGAACACCGACCGGUCGGAACAGAUUCGAGUCAUGGAACGACUCUUGGAAGUGGCCAAUACCCCAUACCAGCGCAUCCGAGUGCUGAUGGCACUCAUCGCCACUCGGUUCGAUCUUACCACAACCUCGGUACAGCACUACAUGACUCAAGAAUCCUGGCGAGCCGCGGAACGGGAACUGUCUGCCCUCUUACAGACGCUUGAAGAUGAGCCUGGAUACAUUGUCACGGAGAACGCAGAGGAAUGGGAGGAUGAUGAGAAAGGGCCCACCCCAACGCCUGGCGAGAUCUUCAAGGUCCCAGGCAGCAUCAUUUCUCUUGUGGAGAGGCUGGAUGAUGAAUUGACAAGAUCCCUUCAACAGACCGAUCCUCACACCGCCGAGUACAUUGAGAGACUGGGUGACGAACAACUAUUGUACACCGAUAUUGUGCGCGCGCUCAUCUACCUCGAGACGAUCAACAAGCUGGAACAGUCCGAAAACCAACAAGAGAACCUCAACAGAGCAGUCAUCCGACGGCUCGAACAUAUCUACUUUAAGCCGGUCCAGGUUGUGAAGAUCCUUGAGGAGAAGACAUGGGCAGCUCUGCCGUCGACACUCAACUCGGAACUUACCCCGCGAGGCCAAUACACCGAAGUGGCAUCCUUGGUGCAGAGCAUGUGUACCUACCUCUUUGAGCACAGCGAAGGCAUUAUUCGGGCCCGCGCCAUGCUUUGCGAGAUCUAUUUCCUUGCUCUCCAGGACAACUACUACCGAGCACGCGAUUUGGCACUGAUGAGCCAUCUGACCGAGAACAUUUCGUCGUUCGACGUCAGCACCCAGAUCUUGUUCAACCGGACGCUCGUGCAGAUUGGCCUUUGCGCAUUCAGAGCUGGACUCUGCUACGAGGCUCAAGGAGUGUUGCAAGAGAUUUGCGGCUCUGGCCGGCAAAAGGAGCUCCUCGCCCAAGGUGUCAUCAUGCAGAGAUAUUCCACCGUGACUCCGGAACAGGAACGUCUUGAGCGGCAACGACAACUUCCGUUCCACAUGCACAUCAACCUUGAAUUGCUCGAGUGUGUCUACUUGACCUGCAGCAUGUUGCUCGAGAUUCCGCUCCUUGCUCAGACCGGGUCGUCUCCCGAUGUUCGAAAGAGAGUCAUCUCCAAGACCUUCCGUCGUAUGCUCGAGUACACGGAGCGACAAGUCUUCCAGGGCCCACCGGAGAACACUCGUGACCAUGUGAUGCAAGCGGCCAAGGCUCUUGCGCAGGGCGACUGGAAGAGAUGUCAGGAACUCAUCAGCAAGAUCGCCAUCUGGGACCUUUUGGGCAAUGACAAGGACAAGAUCAAAGCCAUGCUGGCGGAACAGAUUCAAGAAGAGGGUCUCCGUACAUAUUUGUUCACCUACGCCCCGUACUACGACACUCUUUCCAUCACCACCUUGUCCGGUCUUUUCGAUCUCGAGCCCAAGAAGAUUGCCGCCGUGGUGUCCAAGAUGAUCUCACACGAAGAGCUGGCCGCCGCCCUGGAUCAGGUCAACGAUGCCAUCGUCUUCCGCAAGGGCGUCGAACUCUCCCGUCUCCAAAGCCAAGUCCUGGCCAUCUCCGAGAAAGCCAUGGGUAUUCUUGAAUCCAAUGAAAAGGUUCUCGAGACUAGAACCGCAGGUAUGGCCAAUGCCUUCCAGCGUGACCAAGGUCAACGUGGAGGCCGUGGUGGUCGCCGUGGUCCCAACUUGCAAGGCCUUGCUCGUGGACAAGCCGGUCAGAGAAGACCUGGUGGCCAGAAUUUCAGUGGUGGUGCUCUUGGCGGGGCGAUGAAGGCAUGA